Dioscorea cayenensis subsp. rotundata (Guinea yam) is the source of this 918-nucleotide messenger RNA. RefSeq names its product two-on-two hemoglobin-3-like. The coding region runs from base 89 to 607 and encodes 172 amino acids. The transcript has 4 exons. The record is from RefSeq and is a predicted model, not a curated record. Gene Ontology annotation, molecular function: oxygen binding; oxygen carrier activity; heme binding. NCBI's taxonomy places the organism in Eukaryota, Viridiplantae, Streptophyta, Magnoliopsida, Dioscoreales, Dioscoreaceae. Gene Ontology annotation, biological process: oxygen transport.
UUUUCGAUAUAAAUAACCCAGAGACUUAAAAAUGGCAAAAAAAAGAUAAAUUCGAAUCUCGUCUUCGCGGCCGCCGCAGCAGCGCUCGAUGCAAUCUUUGCAGGAGAAGGCGUCGGAAUGGAGUGGCGUUGCACCCGGCGACGCCUUCGCCAUCGACGACACCAACCUCUUCGAAACCCUUGGUGGUAUCCAGCCUUUCAUCGAUCUCUCCACCAACUUCUACAACCGAGUUUAUGAGGAUGAGGAGGAGUGGUUUAGAUCCAUCUUUGCUAAUUCCAGGAAGGAAGACGCGAUUCAGAACCAGUAUGAGUUCUUCGUGCAGAGGAUGGGUGGACCGCCGCUCUAUUCGCAGAGGAAAGGCCAUCCGGCAUUGAUUGCUCGUCAUCGGCCAUUUCCUGUCACACAUGAAGCAGCAGAGAGGUGGUUACACCACAUGCACCAAGCAUUAGAUAGCACCCAGAAUAUUGGCCCUGAAUCAAAAACCAAGAUGAUGAACUUCUUCAGGCACACUGCAUUCUUUCUCGUAGCUGGAAAUGAGAUGACCAAGCAAGCACAACCUCCCUGUAAACAUGCGGCAAGUAAAUCAGCUGCAGUUUCAGAUGAUUGAUUAUUGAAAUUUGGAAUUUAUAAUUAAAGUUCAUAUUCAUGAUUUAGAGAUACAGAGUUAACUGCUGCUUCUAUUGUAUACAUUCAAUGGAUAAAGAAAAAAUAUAGUAACAUGCAUAUGUGUAAGUUGCAGCAGAAUUGUGCUUUCGUAACACACUCAGCAGCUGCAAUAACUGUAUUUUGCAUGUCCCAGCCGCAAUAACUGUAUUUUGCAUGUCCCUAUUCUACUUAACGGUAUGAAUUUUUUCCUUCACUUUUUGAUACAACAAACAUCUGAUUGAAUUAUGUCUGAAGCAUUUGGUUUUAUAUCAA